Messenger RNA from Lagopus muta (rock ptarmigan), 2263 nucleotides. RefSeq names its product prohibitin 2 (gene PHB2). Gene Ontology annotation, biological process: mitochondrion organization. The transcript has 9 exons. Lineage: Eukaryota; Metazoa; Chordata; Aves; Galliformes; Phasianidae. Bases 48 to 923 code for a protein of 291 amino acids. Gene Ontology annotation, cellular component: mitochondrion; membrane. The record is from RefSeq and is a predicted model, not a curated record.
GCAGCUUCCGGUGUCCUUCCCGGCGGGGCGCGCGGCACGGCGCGGCCAUGGCGCAGAGCCUGAAGGACCUGGCGGGGCGGCUGCCGGCUGGGCCGCGUGGCGUCGGCACCGCCCUCAAGCUGCUGCUGGGCGCCGGCGCCCUGGCCUAUGGAGUCCGCGAGUCCGUUUUCAUCGUGGAAGGUGGGCAGCGGGCCAUCUUCUUCAACCGCAUUGGCGGCGUGCAGCAGGACACUAUCCUUGCUGAAGGGCUGCACUUCAGGAUUCCCUGGUUCCAGUACCCCAUCAUCUAUGAUAUCCGUGCCCGGCCGCGGAAAAUUUCCUCCCCCACAGGCUCCAAAGACCUGCAGAUGGUGAACAUCUCACUGCGCGUCCUCACCCGCCCCAAUGCCGCAGAGCUGCCCAGCAUGUACCAGCGCCUGGGCCUGGACUACGAGGAGCGGGUCCUGCCCUCCAUCGUCAACGAGGUGCUCAAGAGCGUGGUGGCCAAAUUCAAUGCCUCGCAGCUCAUCACACAGAGAGCCCAGGUGUCUCUGCUCAUUAGGCGAGAACUCACAGAGAGAGCCAAGGAUUUCAGCCUCAUCCUGGAUGAUGUGGCUAUCACAGAGCUGAGUUUCAGUCGUGAAUACACAGCGGCUGUGGAGGCCAAGCAAGUGGCUCAGCAGGAGGCACAGCGUGCACAGUUCCUGGUGGAGAAGGCCAAGCAGGAGCAGAAGCAGAAGAUUGUUCAGGCUGAAGGAGAAGCUACAGCUGCUAAGAUGCUCGGUGAAGCUCUGAGCAGGAAUCCAGGCUACAUCAAACUACGUAAGAUACGAGCUGCUCAGAACAUCUCAAAAACGAUUGCUGGCUCACAAAACCGUGUGUAUCUCACAGCAGAUAACUUGGUACUGAACCUGCAGGAUGAGGGCUUUACCAGAGGAAGGUAGGACGCUCAACUUUAUUUUGAUCCUUUUGUUAGUAUUUGAAACAAGGAUAUUGAUGUGUUGGUAUUUGGCCUGGGUGUUGCUUUUCUUGGGCAUUUCUGGCUACCAGUUCAUUUUGUUUCUACCUCAGUUCCCAUUUGUGAUAUGAAGUUUGAAGCCUUUCCUUGCAGGGGCCAUACAAACAUCUACGUCAAGUGGGAGAUGUGCGUGUGUCUUGGAACCUUGCAUGGGGAAGACAGGAAUGAUAAUCUGAGGACUGUCCUCUAAUCUGUCCCACCUGUAUUGGACAUCCUGCUGUUAAAACAGAGGGCUCUAUGGAGGCACUUAGAUGGUUGUAGUAUAUUGGGUUGAUUUGGUGUAAUGAUCUCUUGAAAAGAUGUUCUCAUCACUCUCCAAAAGCCUUCCAGUCCAUGUUAGAAAACCUCAUUCUCCGCUUUCAGAGCCAGACAGAAUUUUAUGGUUUUAGCCUCAUUUGUCCAGUGUUAACUGGAAGAGACAGAGCAGAGCCAGUUGAGUUAGUAGUGUCUGGCUAAAAGCUUAGAAUCGAGAAAAGAAACAAGAGCUGGUUUAUCUUCUAUGCUCUCUCUGAUCACCUUUGUGCCUGUUUGGCCAGAUUCUACCUUAUUUGUCCCAGCAGGCUUAAGGGGGUUCAAAAAAAGGUCUUCAAAGGACUUGAAGUCCACAUUGUUGGAGUGUGACACUUCAUGCUCCCAAGUCAGUAGUAAGGGUCUGGCUCAGCUUUGCCUGUGAUUUCUGGGCUGAUUACUCACUUCUAUCUCCCUCGCAGUGACAGUCUUCUACUCAAACAAGGGAAGAAAUGAAAGAACUGAAGGCUUCUAGAACCGCCAGCGCUGACCAGCAGAAGAUGGGAGUGAGGAGCUUGGAAUUUCCUGCACAUUAGCUUUGUUUGACCUCACUUUGAAAUUGUUACACCUGUAACCAGAUUUGGUUUCCAUGCCCCGGCUCCAUCUGUAGUGACCCAGCUGUAGGAUUGGGUUCUACCACAUCACAGCUAUAAUUCCUUCUUCACCUCACCAGUUAAAUCUGGGGAGGGAGCAAGGGGACUUAGUGAUAAAACUAACCUACGUGGAUGUAGUAAUUCAUCUCUGAUCAUCAUUAAUCUUAGAUAUCUGUAAGGUAAAAUCAGACCUGUUUUUUAUUUUUGGUCAAGUGAGGGAGUUCUGCUGCCAUCAGCACAAAAUCUUUUUGUAAUAAAUUUGGAUCCCAGUACUGAAUUCAGGAAAAUACCAUUCAUUGGGUGCCUAUCAACUGCUGGAAUAUUUAUCACUGUGUGCUCAGUGAUUCUUUCAAACAUUUGUAAAAAUUAAAAAUCUCAAAAUUUA